Cherax quadricarinatus is the source of this 291-nucleotide messenger RNA. Lineage: Eukaryota; Metazoa; Arthropoda; Malacostraca; Decapoda; Parastacidae. The record is from RefSeq and is a predicted model, not a curated record.
UACCACCACUCAGCUAUGAGAUAUGAUGAGCACAGUAGUAACUGGAUGGUGAUCUUCCAGUUGAGUGUGUUCCGAGGGUCAGCAUGGGAGUGGAGCGAGGAACGUCAGCAGUUUUACUACCACCAGUUCCUGGCUGAACAACCCGACCUUAACUAUCGCAACUCCAUCGUUAGGGAAGAAAUGAAGAAUGUAUUGCUCUUCUGGAUAAACAAAGGCGUGGAUGGCUUCCGAGUGGACGCUAUUAAGCAUCUCUUUGAGGCGGAAGGCAAGUACUAAGUGAAUUGUGUUUAG